Candidozyma auris is the source of this 1248-nucleotide messenger RNA. RefSeq names its product Fth2p (gene FTH2). Gene Ontology annotation, cellular component: plasma membrane; high-affinity iron permease complex; fungal-type vacuole membrane. The transcript has a single exon. Bases 1 to 1248 code for a protein of 415 amino acids. Gene Ontology annotation, biological process: iron ion transmembrane transport. The record is from RefSeq and is a predicted model, not a curated record. Gene Ontology annotation, molecular function: ferrous iron transmembrane transporter activity. NCBI's taxonomy places the organism in Eukaryota, Fungi, Ascomycota, Pichiomycetes, Serinales, Metschnikowiaceae.
AUGACGGAUCUUAAUGAGAUCUUUUCGAUCCAGAUCUUCUUUAUCAUUCUUCGAGAAACGCUAGAAACGGCGAUCAUCAUCUCGGUGCUACUUUCGUUCAUCAAUAAGAACAACCCUACGUCUGACGAAGUGGCCCCACAAGAUGAAACAGAGGAAGCUCGUCUAGAAAGGGAAGCCAAAAACCUCCAUGUCAAGCUGGUAAACCGCAGUCUCCGGCUUCAGGUGUGGUUAGGUGCCAUUUGUGGUUUGCUUGUCUGUUUGAUCAUCGGCAUAGUCUUCAUCGUUCUUUUCUACUUCGUGGAGAAAGAUCUUUGGUCAUACACAGAAAGGCUUUGGGAGGGUGUCUUUUCGCUUCUUUCGAGUGUCAUCAUCACGGUCAUGGGCAUUGGUUUGCUUCGAAUCAAUAAGAUCAUGAAGGUGAAGUGGUGGGUGAAGCUUGGCGAUGCGUACGCCACUCAGCUGCCUGGAAAGCUUGACGCUGACAUGACAGAGAUGGACGACUUCAACGGAAUGUCGACUCUGCAAGAUUCAGAUGCGCUUUUGGGAAACAACACGACGGCAAAGAAACAGAAAAAGGAGGGUUUCUCCACGAAAUACUUCUUGGCCAUUCUUCCAUUUGUUACCACUCUCAGAGAGGGUCUUGAGGCGGUUGUGUUUGUGGGAGGCAUUGGCAUGUCCCAGCCCUUGACGUCGCUUCCACUUGCUGUUCUUGCAGGUAUGGCAUGUGGUGCAGCAGUGGGCUACUCCUUGUACAAGGGUGGUAACAAGCUUUCUCUUCAGUAUUUCUUGAUCUGCUCUACAUGCUUUUUGUACAUUGUCAGUGCAGGUCUUAUGAGCAGAGGCGUGUGGUUCUUGGAGUUGGAGAGGUACGUGAGGCUCUGUGGAGGGCUUGAUGUCAGUGAAACUGGUAGUGGACCUGGCUCUUACGACAUCAGCACGGCCAUCUGGCAUGUGAAUUGCUGCAAUGGUCUUACUGAUGGCUGGUGGAUGGUUGCCAAUGCUUUGGUUGGGUGGACCAACACCGCUACCUACGGCAGCAUCUCGUCGUACUUGUUGUACUGGAUUUGCGUUUCGGCGUGGCUCCGUGCAAAGUUGUACGAAGAGAAGCACGGCAGAUUGCCUGUCAUUCCAUUGAAGUGGCAGAUGAAAAAAAUUAGAAAAAAGUUAAGGAUCUACGAGGCUAUGCAUCGUCAGCAGUCAACUGAGGAAGGCGAACGUGAAGCGGAGGCGUUAGCCUAUGUGGCAUGA